This is a messenger RNA of Gloeophyllum trabeum ATCC 11539, 516 nucleotides long. RefSeq lists its product as uncharacterized. Lineage: Eukaryota; Fungi; Basidiomycota; Agaricomycetes; Gloeophyllales; Gloeophyllaceae. The transcript has 5 exons. The coding region runs from base 1 to 516 and encodes 171 amino acids. The record is from RefSeq and is a predicted model, not a curated record.
AUGAACAUUGUCUACUAUGUUACAACAUUCAUUACAAACCUGCUCAUGACAGGCCUUGUCUCACUUCGCAUCUGGUGGGUAGUCCGGAAAAUGCGAAGAGAGGCAGGCGUGAUGUACGGUUCAAAGUACUUGCGUGUGGUCCACAUAUUGAUUGAGUCUGGUGCACUAUAUGCGGCACUGCUAUUAAUUUCGAUGUCAUCAAGCGGUAACACGCUCGGGGAUGUGGCCUCAGUCCUCCUGGUCAUGAGUACAGGCCUUGUCCCAACACUCAUUGUCAUUCUAGUGGCUCUCGGCAGGUCAGCUGAAUAUACAACCUCGGGAGGUAGUGAUACAGUUGUUCUCACGAUGGGAAUGCAGUUCGCCGAAGCUCCUCACAGCGCCGCUGAAGAACAGAACAUUGAGCUCCGAGCCCUGCACCUGAGGCCAACAGCUACUACACUGAACUCUGAUGCAGAGGAGGAACAUGUGCCAGCUGGUGAUACUAGAGAGAAGAAAUCCGACCUCGUCCCUGUAUGA